AAACAUCCGCACGAGAGAGUCGAGUUCCUGCCCCCCGUUUUUCUUUACACUCUAUUUCCUCCCCCGCUUUCCUCGUCACGUGACCGCGGGUCACAUGACCACGCGGGCGUGGCGGGUGUCAUUUUAAACUGGCUGCGGAGGUGCCUCUGCCUCCGCCUUCUGUCGCUGAAGGAGCGCGGGCGCGCGGCGGCUUGCUGCCUUGCCUGUCCUCGCGCCGCCUGCCGGGAUGCUUCGGCUGCUGCCCUGCUGGGCGCUUCUGCUGCCCCUGUGGAACUCCGCAGCCUGGAAGCCGACUGGCCGUUACCCGCUGACUGACACGGGCGGGCUGGGCUUGGAGUUCGACGGCAUCGGGGCCGUCAGCGGCGGAGGGGCUACCUCUCGGCUUUUGGUGGAUUAUGAGGAACCUUACCGCUCACAGAUUUUAGAUUACCUUUUUAAGCCAAACUUCGGUGCUUCUUUGCACAUUCUCAAAGUGGAAAUUGGUGGUGAUGCACAAUCAACAGAUGGAACGGAACCAUCCCAUAUGCACUAUGAAAAUGAUGAGAAUUAUUUUCGUGGUAAAGGGAGUGGUGGCUGAUGAAAGAAGCUAAAAAGAGGAACCCUAAUAUUAAAUUAAUUGG
Molecule: messenger RNA, 620 nt
Organism: Sphaerodactylus townsendi
Lineage: Eukaryota; Metazoa; Chordata; Lepidosauria; Squamata; Sphaerodactylidae
Product: galactocerebrosidase-like
Exons: 4
Coding region: 227-577 (116 amino acids)
Biological process (GO): galactosylceramide catabolic process
Cellular component (GO): lysosome
Molecular function (GO): galactosylceramidase activity
Source: RefSeq, a predicted model, not a curated record